Messenger RNA from Stegodyphus dumicola, 2899 nucleotides. Its product is annotated as H(+)/Cl(-) exchange transporter 7-like. Gene Ontology annotation, biological process: transmembrane transport; chloride transport. Gene Ontology annotation, cellular component: lysosomal membrane; intracellular membrane-bounded organelle. Gene Ontology annotation, molecular function: chloride transmembrane transporter activity. Lineage: Eukaryota; Metazoa; Arthropoda; Arachnida; Araneae; Eresidae. The record is from RefSeq and is a predicted model, not a curated record.
UGCUGUUAUAGUACCUUAACUUGAUCACUAUAAAAUAUAAAAUUAUGAUUUUACAUUAUUAUAAAAUAUGAUUAUACAUUAUUAUAAAAAAUUGCUUGCAAAACCUGGCAAAUUUAAUAGUAAACAAACAGCCAUGUGAUGAUCAUGUGACUAUGAAACGAAGACGGCAAUGUGACAAUGAGCUGCGGGAUGUGAAUUAUUAACUGAAUUUAUAUACUAAGAAAUCUAGAAUGGAACAAACAAUAAAACAUCGAGUUAAAUUGAAAGGCGACCCGUCAAAUUCAAGUCCGACUGAGAGAACACCAUUACUGCAGCCUGUUCAGGAUUCCAGCUUGGUAGUGUCAGAUGAAGGUGACUCGCAUUCUGUACUUUUCCAAGAAAGUCAGAACUCUUUUGGUGAAAGCUAUGGCUCCAUCAAUAGAAAAUUGUCAAUUGAGCUUGAAAAUUUGUUAUCACAGAAAUAUGAAAGUCUUGACUAUGAUAUUUGUGAAAAUUCCUUAUUUACAGAGCAGCAGAAUAAGAAGUCUGACCCUUUUUUUGAAGCAGAGAAUAGUUGUAUGCCAAAACUGCGUUGCAUAGAUGCCCCUACCAAAAUUUCAUUUAUGAGAUGGUUUGUAAUUUGUCUCAUAGGAAUAUUAACUGCUUUUGUUGCAGUUGCCAUAACAAUAGCCAUAGAAGAAUUAUCAACUUUGAAGUUCAAUUUCUUAAAGCAGAAAGUGGAUAACUGCACAAAUUACAGCUGCUUAUUAAAACCAUACUACUACUGGUUACUUUUUUCAGCUGUUCCAGUAGCUGUUGGCUCUGCUUUAGUAGUAUUUGUAGCACCAGUUGCUGCUGGAAGUGGAAUUCCUGUGAUCAAAUGUUAUUUGAAUGGCGUGAAAGUACCAGAGGUUGUGCGAUUAAAAACGCUGAUUGUUAAAGCUGUAGGCGUUAUAACGUCGGUAGUUGGUGGACUUGCUGUAGGAAAGGAAGGACCAAUGAUUCAUUGUGGUGCAGUUAUAGCUGCUGGAAUUUCACAAGGGAAAAGUACAUCUCUGCGUAAGAACUGCAAGAUAUUUGUGGAAUUUCGAGAGGAUCAUGAAAAGAGAGAUUUUGUUUCUGCUGGUGCUGCAGCUGGUGUUGCUGCUGCCUUUGGAGCUCCUGUUGGUGGUGUACUGUUCAGUUUAGAGGAAGGUGCUAGCUUUUGGAAUCAGUCCUUGACCUGGCGAAUAUUCUUCUGCUCAAUGGUAUCUUAUUUCACACUAAAUGCUGCCUUAAGUGAGUACAGUGGUCAUUUUGGACAAUUAUCUUAUCCAGGGUUGAUCAAUUUUGGAAAAUUUAAUAACCUGGAUUAUACAGUUGCAGAACUGCCAUUAUAUAUUAUCAUGGGUGUUAUAGGUGGAAUGUUGGGUGCGCUGUACAACCAGAUGAAUUAUGUUUUGACUGUUUUUAGAUUAAGGUAUGUAAAACACCCGUUAGCUCGCAUCUUUGAAGCAGUCAUGGUAAGCAUGGUUGGUGUCACAAUUGCAUUCCUUUCAACUUUUAUCAAUGAUUGCUAUCCAUAUGAAAAUUCCCAAGUGAAGUUCCCAGUAGAGUUGGCUUGUGAUAGUGGUCAAUACAAUACCUUUUGGUCAAUUUGGUUCCAGACUCCUGAAUCUUGUCUUCGAAGUUUACUGCAUGAUUCUGAAGGCACCUGGCAUGCUACUACUUUAUGUCUGUUUUUCUUUGCUUAUUUAUUCCUUGGUUGUUGGACAUAUGGUUUAAGCAUAUCCAGUGGACUUUUCAUUCCAACAUUAAUGAUUGGAGCUGCUUGGGGAAGACUUUUUGGACUUGGCAUUGCACAAAUAGGAGCAUUUUUUGGAUUCUCUACAGAUAGUCUCUGCUAUUCAAAAUUUGCUAUUGUUGGAGCAGCAGCAAUGUUAGGUGGAGUUGUUAGAAUGACCAUUAGCUUGACAGUUAUAUUAAUGGAAGCCAUUGGCAAUAUAACUUUUGGAUUACCUCUCAUGAUGGCUGUUAUGACUGCCAAAUGGAUUGGUGAUUUAUUCAAUGAGGGUGUGUAUGAUAUUCAUAUUCAACUAGCAAGUGUGCCUUUCUUAGGAUGGGAACCACCUCCAUAUUCAUAUACCAUAUAUGCAACCGAAAUAAUGAGCUAUCCAGUUGUUUGUUUCAAGAGUAUUGAAAAUGUUGGAUAUAUUGAAGAUAUACUGAAAACAGAAUCACAUAAUGGUUUCCCAGUUGUUGAUGUAACUCAGGGCUUCUGUGAUCGUGUACAUACAUUUGGAAAAUUUCAAGGAAUGAUUUUAAGGUGGCAAUUAAUAGUUCUACUUCAGCAUAAGGUUUUUAUUGAAACUUCUGAGACUUCACAAGAAAAAAGACUGUGUUUGAAAGAUUUUAGAGAUUCUUAUCCACGGCAUCCAACCAUACAACAAAUUCAUAUAUCUCCACAUGAAAGGAAUUAUUCAAUAAAUUUAAAACCAUACAUGAAUAUUUCUGCAUAUACUAUUUCAGAGAAAGCCUCAUUACCUCGAAUUUUCAGAUUAUUCAGAGCUCUUGGUCUUAGGCAUCUACCUGUAAUUGAUGAUAAAAACUCGGUUGUUGGAAUUGUGACCCGGAAAGAUAUUGCAAGGUUUAGAGCAAGGAAAGAUGGAAAAUAUGGCUUGGAAGAACUACAGGUGUCAUAUGCGUGAAAUAAUUUCAGGUUUUCCAAUAUGAGUGAAAACCGCCCAUUGUCAACCCAAAAAAAAAAAACUUUUUUAGUUAUUUAUAUAAAGCAGAAGAUCUAGGAUCUUGAUUUUUUAUGUUCUAUUUAAUAUUUUAAAUGCCCCACAUAUUGUAUUUUAAAAUUUUAGUACUUUUAUGUAAUAUAAACGUUUUUAAAUGCUUUAAAGUUUGUAAAUAAAGGCAAGGCAUGUAUAAAUUA